Messenger RNA from Durotheca rogersii, 1812 nucleotides. Its product is annotated as betaine aldehyde dehydrogenase. Gene Ontology annotation, molecular function: aldehyde dehydrogenase (NAD+) activity. The record is from RefSeq and is a predicted model, not a curated record. The transcript has 2 exons. The coding region runs from base 147 to 1649 and encodes 500 amino acids. NCBI's taxonomy places the organism in Eukaryota, Fungi, Ascomycota, Sordariomycetes, Xylariales, Xylariaceae.
CGACGUCGCCAAGGAGAACGCGGCGCCCUUCUCACCUCUACACCAACGAUCCCUGUCCGUACCGCUAGAAUUGCGCCUGUGGAAAAAAAAAUUUACAAACGGCACAAUUACCUACAUAGCAUCCGCGUCUCACAUCGUAUUACGCCAUGUUGUACCAAGAGGCGGACCGCGUCGCCUUUUACGGAGGAGCGUCGCGACGAGAUUCGGACGUAGCCGGCCAUUUUCAAUCGUAUAACCCGUCAAAUGACGAGCCUAUCUGUCGCAUCGCCAUCUCGUCUCACCGAACAAUCGACCAUGCCGUCCUAGCCGCGCAGGCGGCUUUUCCCUCCUGGUCCGCCACGCCCCCAGUCGAGCGAGCGCGUAUCCUGCAGCGGGCCGUGGCUCUCCUCCGCGAACGCAACGACCAGCUCGCGCGGGUUGAGACCCUCGACACCGGAAAGCCCUUCUCGGAAACGUCGACGGUAGAUAUCGUCACCGGCGCCGACGUUCUCGAGUACUUCGCUAACCUGGUGGCCAGCGGCGGAUUGAACGGCGAAAGCUUCCGCCUCCGACCUACCGCUAUGGUCUACACUUCUAAAGAACCUUUGGGCGUGUGUGUUGGCAUUGGCGCGUGGAAUUAUCCGAUCCAGAUCGCUCUUUGGAAGUCGGCUCCCUGCCUGGCCGCGGGGAAUUGCAUGGUUUACAAGCCGAGCGAGUUUACGCCGCUACACGCCGAGUACCUGGCCAACAUCUACAAAGAAGCCGGCCUCCCUCCGGGCGUCUUUAACGUCGUGUACGGCGCCGGCGAUGUCGGAGCCUACCUGACCUCCCACCCGCUUGUUGCCAAAGUGAGCUUCACCGGACAAGUCAGCACCGGGAAGAAGGUUGCCGGUACCGCCGGUGGCGGCAUGAAGUACGUGACGGCGGAGCUAGGCGGCAAGAGCCCGCUCAUCGUCAUGCCGGAUGCCGACCUGGAGCGCGCCGUCGACGUCGCGAUGAUGGCGAAUUUCUUUAGCACCGGACAGGUGUGCACGAACGGCACGCGGGUGUUCGUCCCGCGCGAAAUGACGGAGUCGUUCGAGCGCGCCCUGCUUGAGAAGAUGCAGUACGUCCGGGCGGGCGACCUCUUCGACGCGGCGACCAACUUUGGCCCGCUCAACAGCAGGGAACACUGGAAGAAGGUGACGGAAUAUGUGCGUUACGGUAUCGAGACGGACAAGGCGAGGCUUCUGUGUGGCGGGACCGACGCGCCCGCGGAGCUACCCGCAGAGCUGCGGAAGGGGUACUGGGUCCGACCGACGGUCUUCGCGGAUUGCACGGACGACAUGCGGAUCGUAAAGGAGGAGAUCUUCGGACCGGUGAUGAGCAUCCUGCCGUACGCGGGCGUCGACGAGGCAGUGACGCGGGCGAAUACGACGCACCUGGGGCUCGCGGCCGGGGUGGUAGGUCGGGACGUCGGGCAGUGCCACAGCACGGUGUCGCGGCUCGAGGCGGGCAUCACUUGGAUCAACACAUGGGGGGAGUCGCCGGCGGAGAUGGCGGUCGGCGGUUGGAAGCAGAGCGGUGUCGGGGUGGAGAACGGGAGGAGGGGACUCGAUGCCUGGGUCCGCAACAAGAGCACGCUCGUCGAGCUAGAAAGCAGCACAGCGACGGUGUUCUCGAAGCUUUAAAAACAGAAAGCUUUGGGGGCUCGCGAGGUGGAUAAAUAUGAAACUCGAGGGCCACUCUACGUUAUCUGAUCAUUGAAUGACACGAUGCACUCCCUCCCCCUUCCCCUUGUGUCAACGUAUUCGAGAGCAGCCGAUAUACUGGCAGGGUCCAGGCUCUACCUAC